GGAUUUUGACACCAGCAGCACUCAAAUACUCAACGAUAGAGAAGGUGUCUCACACUCGUCUGGGUAUUGGACAAAUGGUGACCAUAUCUGUUAGCUCAGCGAUUUCACGGACUACAAGCCUUUGGAAUAGAUUAGGUCUGCCAACGACCCCAGGGGAAAGCUAUCACGAUAGGCGCUUUGCCUACAGGAAUACGAUUUCACGAUAAACCACGUGUCGGAGAAGGAGAAUCAAACUGCGGAUUUUUUGCCACGCAUGAUGAACGAAGAUGACCUGCCGAAGGGUUCUUUCGGUGUCAAUGGUACGCUGUUGGAGCAGGAUCCGUUACAGUUUGCAGCCGCGCAACGUAAUGAUAAACUCUUGCGCAAAGUGCUCACUGCACGAAUAACCGGUCAAUCAGUCCUAAACAAGAGUCAACACAAGCAGCUCGAACCGUUUGCGAGAAAUCUUGAAAAGCUGCAAGUAAAUGAAGCCGGGAUCCGGAUGUGGACACCAGGAGGUAGCAACACUUCACUGCCAAUUAUUUCGACGAAACUAAGGCAGAGGCUGGUGAUUUCUUGUCACGAGAUGGUAUACACACCUGUUGUUCCAGGACCUACGAUCUGCUAAGACAACG
Messenger RNA from Dicrocoelium dendriticum, 614 nucleotides. The record is from the annotation of a GenBank genome assembly. Lineage: Eukaryota; Metazoa; Platyhelminthes; Trematoda; Plagiorchiida; Dicrocoeliidae.